Molecule: messenger RNA, 1512 nt
Organism: Recurvomyces mirabilis
Lineage: Eukaryota; Fungi; Ascomycota; Dothideomycetes; Mycosphaerellales; Teratosphaeriaceae
Exons: 4
Coding region: 1-1512 (503 amino acids)
Molecular function (GO): oxidoreductase activity, acting on paired donors, with incorporation or reduction of molecular oxygen; heme binding; iron ion binding
Source: RefSeq, a predicted model, not a curated record
AUGGCGGUUGGUUUGUUCUCCACCAUUCUGCCUCACAGCAUUUCUGGCGUCCUGCUUCUCGCAGUGAGCAUAGCAGUCCUCUACCAAUCGUCAAUAUACGCCUACAACUACUUCUUCCAUCCGUUACGCCACUUCCCAGGACCAAAGCUCGCUGCCAUCAGCUGUCUGCCACGCAUCUCCAAAGCUCUUCCUGGCCGAGUGUACUACUGGAUCACAGACCUGCAUCUGAAAUAUGGCGAUGUAGUACGUGUCUCUCCAAAUGAGCUCUCGUUCGCCAGUGCGGAUGCAUGGAAGGACGUCUAUGGCCACAAACGAUCCGGUCAGCAGUACUUCGUGAAAGAUCCGGCUUUCUAUAAGUUCGGCGACGCUGUUGGCGACAUCAUUAAUGCAGAUGACGAUUCGCAUGCUCGACAGCGCCGUAUCUUCGCUAAUGCCUUCUCCGAUCGGGCCUUGAAGAUGCAGGAGCCGUUGUUUUUGACAUAUGUAAACCAGCUAGUGGCGAAAUUACACGAGAAGUUCUCUCAGCAUCCAAAGGAGAAGAUCAACAUGGUCAAUAUGUACAACUUCACUACCUUCGAUGUGAUGGGCGACUUGACCUUCGGCGAACCUCUUGGACUUCUGCAGGACAGCUCGUACCAUCCAUGGGUGUCCGCGAUGUUCGCCGGAGUACGCUUUGGCACAUAUCUUCAUGCUAUAUGCUGCUAUCCUGCGCUGGAAACACUGCUUCUCAAACUCGUCCCCCAGAGCCUGCGAGACAAGCAGAAAUUGCACUCCGAGUUCUCCCAUGCCCGUGUCGACCGACGGCUAGAGAAGCAAGAUGCACGACCAGAUAUCUGGGGCCUGGUACUCGAGAAGCAGGGCGAGCAUGGUGGUAUGAGCCGCAAGGAGAUGUAUGCUAACUCCAACAUCUUCAUGAUCGCCGGAACAGAAACGACAGCAACGCUAGUUAGUGGUUUGACCUAUUACCUCCUCACAAACCCCGACAAGAUGGUCAAGCUGACUCACGAAAUCCGCUCGACCUUUGCAAGCGAAGAUGAGAUCACGAUCGAGAAAUUGCAGAGCCUGAAGUACUUAUCCGCCUGCCUCGAAGAAGGCUUGCGAAUGUUUCCACCUGUACCGAAUGGCUUACCAAGGGUAGUUCCGCCUGGUGGCGCUACUGUGGACGGCCAUGAGGUUCCAGAAGGUAUUACAUGUUACGUGACCAAUCUUGCAACGUAUCGCAAUCCAAAUAACUUCCGCGAUGCAUUCUCGUUCAUCCCAGAACGAUGGCUACCCGAAUAUAAAGAGUUUGCAAGUGAUAAGAAGCAUGCUCUGCAACCAUUCUCGAUUGGGCCGAGAGUGUGCUUAGGCAGGAACUUGGCAUACCAUGAGAUGCGGAUCAUCCUCACCAAGGUCUUCUGGAAUUUCGACCUGCACCUGUGCGAAGAGAGCGCAACAUGGAUCAAUAUGAGACAUUUUCUGCUUUGGGAGAAACCACCAAUGUUUUGCACUUUGACACCGGCUGUUCGCUAG